Molecule: messenger RNA, 1810 nt
Organism: Rhododendron vialii
Lineage: Eukaryota; Viridiplantae; Streptophyta; Magnoliopsida; Ericales; Ericaceae
Product: 6-phosphogluconate dehydrogenase, decarboxylating 3, chloroplastic
Exons: 2
Coding region: 155-1636 (493 amino acids)
Biological process (GO): pentose-phosphate shunt, oxidative branch; pentose-phosphate shunt
Cellular component (GO): cytosol
Molecular function (GO): phosphogluconate 2-dehydrogenase activity; phosphogluconate dehydrogenase (decarboxylating) activity; NADP binding
Source: RefSeq, a predicted model, not a curated record
GUCUUUACCUCGAAAUAAUCGCCGUUGCCGAUUAAAUCUUUUGUCGUUGGUGGCUCCCUCGACGACUCCGUCGGCUCCCGCCCAUCACCUCUUCAACUCCCACACUCCACCCUCCACUUCCUCUCUCUCUCUCUCUCUCUCUAAACCCACCACCAUGGAACCCUCCCUCUCCCGCAUCGGGCUGGCCGGCCUGGCAGUCAUGGGCCAGAACCUAGCCCUAAACAUCGCCGACAAGGGCUUCCCCAUCUCCGUCUACAACCGCACCACCUCCAAGGUCGACGAAACCCUAGAUCGGGCCCGCAACGAGGGAAACCUCCCUUUAAGCGGCCACUACACCCCCAAGGACUUCGUCCUGUCCCUCAAACGGCCCAGAUCCGUCAUCAUCCUAGUCAAGGCCGGGUCCCCUGUCGACCAGACCAUCGCCGCCUUGUCGGAUUAUAUGGAGCCGGGUGAUACUAUUAUCGAUGGUGGGAAUGAGUGGUACGAGAAUACCGAGAGGCGGCUGCAUGAGGUGUCUCAGAAAGGCAUCCUUUACCUCGGUAUGGGUGUUUCCGGCGGUGAAGAGGGUGCCCGUAAUGGUCCUUCUCUGAUGCCAGGUGGAUCCUACCAGGCCUACUUAAACAUAGAGGAAAUCGUGAAGAAAGUUGCAGCUCAAGUUGAGGAUGGUCCCUGCGUGACCUAUAUUGGUGAAGGAGGGUCAGGUAAUUUUGUAAAAAUGGUGCAUAAUGGAAUUGAAUAUGGUGAUAUGCAGCUGAUUUCUGAGGCCUACGACGUGUUAAAAAAUGUGGGAGGGUUGUCGAAUGUUGAAUUGGCUGAGAUUUUCAGCGAGUGGAACAAAGGGGAGCUUGAGAGUUUCUUGAUUGAAAUCACGGCGGAUAUAUUCAAAGUGAAGGAUGAACAUGGAGAGGGAGAAUUAGUGGAUAAGAUUCUAGAUAAGACGGGGAUGAAAGGGACUGGGAAAUGGACAGUCCAGCAGGCGGCGGAGCUGUCAGUGGCAGCUCCGACGAUUGCCGCCUCAUUGGACUGUAGGUACUUGAGUGGCUUGAAGGAGGAGAGAGAGGCUGCGGCAGAGGUGUUAGAGGCAGCAGGAUUGAAGGAGGAGGUUGGGACUGUGAGGAGUGGGAUUGAUAAGAAGAGGCUGAUUGAUGAUGUGAGGCAGGCAUUGUAUGCAUCCAAGAUUUGUAGUUAUGCUCAGGGGAUGAAUUUAUUGAGGGCGAAAAGUGUUGAGAAGGGAUGGGAUUUGAAUUUCGGUGAAUUGGCUAGGAUUUGGAAAGGAGGGUGUAUUAUUAGGGCCGUAUUCUUGGACCGGAUUAAGAAGGCGUACCAAAGGAAUCCGAAUUUGGCUAGUUUGGUGGUGGACCCGGAUUUUGCGAGGGAGAUGGUGCAGAGGCAGGCGGCAUGGAGGAGAGUCGUUGGGUUGGCCAUUUCUGCUGGGAUUAGUACUCCUGGGAUGUGUGCUAGUCUUUCUUAUUUUGAUACAUAUAGGAGAGCAAGGCUCCCUGCGAACCUUGUUCAAGCUCAAAGGGACUUGUUUGGGGCGCAUACCUAUGAGAGGAUUGACCGCCCGGGUGCAUUUCAUACGGAAUGGACAAAGCUUGCUCGAAAGGGUGACACCCAUGUAGCUGCUCUCAAUUGAGCUUUACCAUUUGUUUGUGCUCAUUGGGUUUUGUUGGUGUUUCAAUUCACAUGGGUUGUAUCUUUUGUUGCUGGGGAUUUUACCUGCUUAGGCAUUUCUAUUGUUGUUUUAGCCUUGCAGUGGUUUUCCAUUUUGCUGCUAAUAAGUGAUGCAUGCCUACUGGCUUCAUUGGAA